AUGGCUGACACUCACGACCUUCGCGUCGAGAAGCUAUUCUCGGUCAAAGACUACGUUUGCGUCAUCACUGGGGGCGGUUCGGGCAUUGGAUUGAUGUCUGCUCAAGCUUUGGCUGCGAAUGGCGCCAAGGUCUACAUCACCGGACGACGCAAGGAAGCAUUGGAGAAGGCGGCGAAGUCCCACAACCCUGCACAGGGCGGUCAAAUCAUCCCCCUGGGACCCUGCGAUGUGACCAAGAAAUCGGAUCUCGCCGAGCUCUGCGAAGAGCUUUCCUCCCGCGAAAAGUACAUCAACCUCCUUAUAACCGCGGCUGGCAUAUCCGGCGAAAGGGCCGAGCCCGACUCUGAGGAGGCGCACUCGCUCAAGGAAAAGCUCUGGAACAACGAAACCUUCGAGGGCUGGAACAAGACUUUCAACACAGACGUAACUUCCGUCUACUUCACCGUUGUCGCCCUACUCCCCCUCUUGCAAGCUGGUACCGAAACGCACGGCCACCUCUCCGCCUCCGUCAUCGUGAUAUCCUCUAUGUCGGGCAUCAUGCGAGAAUCACAGGGCCAUUUCAGCUACAAUGCGGCCAAAGGCGGAACCGUCCACCUCACCAAGCUCAUGUCAGCCGAGUUCCAGAAGAUCCGGAUUCGCGUGAACAGCAUUGCGCCUGGGUACUUCCCGUCGGAGAUGACCGCGAAAGAGAGUGACGACCGAAUGAAGAGCCAUGUGCCGGAUGAGACGAUCCAGGAAAAGGGCCAUGUGCCGAUGGCAAGGGCGGGAAGUGAUGAGGAGAUGGCGCAGGCGGUACUGUUCCUUACAAAGAAUACGUAUGUGAACGGCGAGAUUAUUGCGGUUGACGGUGGUGUACUGAAUGUGGUGGCUGGUCGAUGA
Trematosphaeria pertusa is the source of this 879-nucleotide messenger RNA. RefSeq names its product NAD(P)-binding protein. Lineage: Eukaryota; Fungi; Ascomycota; Dothideomycetes; Pleosporales; Trematosphaeriaceae. The record is from RefSeq and is a predicted model, not a curated record. The coding region runs from base 1 to 879 and encodes 292 amino acids. The transcript is spliced from 4 exons.